Linum trigynum is the source of this 3928-nucleotide messenger RNA. The record is from the annotation of a GenBank genome assembly. Lineage: Eukaryota; Viridiplantae; Streptophyta; Magnoliopsida; Malpighiales; Linaceae.
CUUCAUCAUCACCAUAAAAGAAGGCAAAAAAAAAAGCAUUGGUGACAUCAAACUGAGAAAUGUGUCAACUCUUGACAUCUGCAAUGGCUAAAAGGCAUUGGAAGAGUGGUUAAUCUAACAAGAGGAGCAAAAUAACAGAGUAUAAUCCCUCCCCUCUACUUGAAUGUAGCCCUUGGCAAGCAUGUGAGCUCUAUAGCUAUCAACGGUGACAUCAAACUUACAUCCCAUUUUGAGGAUGAUGGACUACUAGCCUUAGUUGAAUUAGUAACGUAAUUGUUUAUAAUUAUUAGUUGGUUGAUACGAUUCGUUAAUACUAUUGUCGAUGAUCUUUGCACAUCAUUUAUGUAAACCAGAAAAUAUCCACCGAUACUUAUCUGAUCAUACGAGUCGGUUAGACGUUCGUCUGUUUAAAGACGUUGAUUGAUUAAUGAAAGGGCAGACAAGAAGUAUGAAGUGGAAAUACUCUUUUACUAUAAGUUCAACAGAGGACCCAUUUGGAAGCAACGGUUUUCUUAGCACUCAUCAUCAAACUAGCUAAUAGGACCAAGUUCAUACUACUCCUAGCAAGGAUCCAGAUUGGAAUUUGUAACAACAAUUAUUCAAUACCUUCACAUAAGAACACACAUGCAAAGAAGAACAGCAACAGCAGCAACACUCACGGGAACAAACAAACAAACAAAAGCACUCAAACAAACAACCACACAGAAAAGCCAAGCACCCCGCCUUAUUCUCUUCCUCCUCUUCCAGAAACAACACCAGCAGCAUUAAUUAAUAGAACACUAUUCUACUUUUUUCCUGCAGCACAACCUCUGCUCCCCUCUGUGUCCCAAAUGGUUAGUGGGGGCAGCAGAGAAACCGCCCGUGACCCUCUCUCCUUUCAUCAUCUCACAUUCUCGCACUCUCUUCUUCCUUAAUUUACCUGUCCUCCUUCAAGUUCCAUGUCACUUUCCACCUAGGUACCCUAACCGCACAUAUAUAUAUAGCCAAUGUUGGUCCAUAGACUUGCUACAUUGUUCCAUCCCUUCUUCUUCUUCUUCUUCGUUAAUCACAUCCUUAAAACCCAUCCUAUAAUGUCAGGGAUCCCCAAUUCCAUGUUUCUUCUCAUACUCCUGCUCCUGCUGCUGAAUUCAGGGCAAACAGCGUUCUGUCACACAAAGGGGCUAAAACCGGGGAACUCAAUGGGGAAUAAUCAACAGAUCCCUCCUCCUCCUGUGAAUUCCACGAGAACCCAAUUCUCAGAACAGCAGUUCCUCAAAUGGGUCAAGUUCGUCGGCAGCUUGAAGCACUCCGUCUUCAAACCAGCAAAGAACAAGCUCUUCCCUUCCUUCACCCUCACCGUCGACAAGAACCCGGUCACCGGCGACUUCACCUCGAUUCAGGACGCCGUCGAUUCCCUCCCUUUCAUCAAUGUCGUCCGGGUCCUGAUCAAGGUCCAUGCAGGCGUUUACACAGAGAAGGUGAGCAUCCCGCCAUUGAAGUCAUUCAUAACGAUCGAAGGCGCAGGGGCGGAGAAGACGAUCGUGCAAUGGGGGGACACGGCCCAAACUCCCGGCCCAAGAGGCCAGCCCAUGGGCACCUACGCUUCCGCCACGUUUGCCGUCAAUUCCCCCUUCUUCAUAGCCAAGAACAUCACUUUCAAGAAUACGACGCCGGUUCCAGCGCCGGGAGCCACCGGGAAGCAGGCGGUGGCGUUCAGGAUAUCGGCAGAUACGGCGACGUUUCUGGGGUGCAGAUUCCUGGGAGCGCAGGACACUCUGUAUGAUCAUCUGGGGAGGCACUACUACAAAGAUUGCUACAUUGAGGGGUCCGUGGAUUUCAUAUUCGGCAACGGCCUGUCACUUUUCGAGGGGUGUCAGGUGCAUGCAAUAGCGCAGUACACAGGGGCGUUAACGGCUCAGGGGAGGAGCAGCCUGCUGCAGGAUACAGGGUUCUCGUUCGUCAACUGUAAGGUCACGGGGUCGGGUGCCCUUUACCUUGGGAGGGCUUGGGGUCCUUUCUCGAGGGUCGUUUUUGCCUACACUUACAUGGACGACAUCAUCAUCCCCAAAGGCUGGUACAAUUGGGGCGACCCUACCCGUGAAUUGACGGUUUUCUAUGGGCAGUACAAGUGUACAGGGCCCGGAGCCAGUUUCGCCGGCAGGGUGGCGUGGUCGAGAGAGCUCACCGACGAGGAAGCCAAGCCUUUUCUUUCGCUUAGCUACAUUGACGGCUCUGAAUGGGUCAAAUUGGAAAUAUAAUAAAAGUUUUGGGACCUUUUUUGGUUGUUUUCUUUUUUCACUCCGAAGUGUGAUAUUUGUAAUUUUACUUCCUUCUGCUUUCCCUCUUUCGCUUUGUACAAAAAGGAAAAGCUAGGUCAUUACUCAUUAGUUUUGCUAAAUAGGAUUUGGUAGUGUGGAUUAGAUUAACCUAAAUGGGAUGAUUGCUCUUUUAAAGAGUCAUUUCCCAGUUAUAAUAAAUGUCAAUCACAAUGCAAUAAAUAAUAAAAGAGUUAGGUAUUCUAAAAAAAAACAAUUCGUAGUUAGUUUACCUUCAAUUCUACGAAGUAUCUCUAUUAUUAAAGAAUGAUUUGAAAAGAGAAUUGAAGAUUAAAGGAGGAACGAAUUUGAAUUUCACAUACGAGAAAAUUUGAAAAAUUGGACAUUCCAAAUAUGGGCUUAAGUGCUCGUUUGGAGAAUAUGGGUUUAAAUCUACAGAUUGUCAACAAUUUAAAGAUUCUAACACUCCAAAUUGUUGAAAUCAUAUUUUAAAAUAUUUAUUGUUUGGUAAGUGGUAACUGUGAUUGUUAACAUUCAAUAAAAAUAAAAAAUUUAAUUUUAUAUUAAAUAAAAUUUAUAUCCUUAAUAAAAAAAUUAGAGUGGUUCAAGAAAUAUUAAAAACUUUGUUGAUAGAUAUAUUUCAUGUGAUAAAUAAAUAAAGUAAGAGAAAAAAUAGGAGGAAAAAAAUUUCCCAAAUCAAGAUAUAGGAUCUCUCUGAUUAUGAGAUAUUUGAUAUCCGUAGAUUUUAGAGAUUUGAAAUCUCUAAAGUUAGAAUCCACAAUACAGAAAAUAACAAAAAAAAAAAUAUAUAACUUUUUACAAAAUCUACAAAUUCAGUAAAUCCAUGUCCUGAAUCCUGUAUUCCGGUUCUCCAAACUAGCCCAGCAAUAGUAGACCUUGUAAUUGGUGAUUGGCAGAUCAACUGUUGGGCUGAAAGGUAUUGAGUUCAUGUUGGCCCUUACCCAAGCCUAUUGCGGAAAGCAGAUAUGGGCCAGAAAAUUGGGCCCUCAUAACUUGCAACCCAGGCCGCGGCCCAGAUGUAGGAACCCACAACCGUUAGCGCUGAGCUUCAAACGCCUCGACAGAUUUAUUGGCAUCUUCGGAUCAUGGUCCAUUAAACCGUACCGUACCGGCGGUUCAAACACAAAAUACCAGUAUCGGAGGCUAACCCGAUAGGCGGUAUUUAACGGUAUUAACGGUUGAACUACGGUUCAACCACGAUUUUACCGUAAAAAUACCCUACUACUAACUUUUCCGGUACGGUUUCAUGGACCAUGCUUCGGAUACCUUUAGAUGAAAAUGGACUUUCGCCAUGGCGAUUUCAUGGAAUCUGUAUAUAAGUAUUGUUAUUAUUUUAAUAAAAUAAAAAACAUUUUGUGACCUCAGUUAAACUAUUUUAGAACCAAAUGAUGCCUUAAAUGCAUUAAGUUUAGAUAAAAGAUGUGAUUGAAUGUACGAGACGGAUGUUAUCGGGUAUGAGGAGGAUAUGAAUAUGGGGAUGGUGAUGGUGAUAAGUUCAACGCAAUUCGUCCCAAAUACCUUUUCAGCAUGGCAGUAUGUACUCCCCUUUUUGCAUGCAUGUUAUGCACUUUUUUCAUAUAUAAUGUUCGGAUAAUUUGUUUCGUCUCAAAACAAUCUUACUCUUAACUCUUCAAUUAAAUUAUGACACGUAG